Microtus oregoni (creeping vole) is the source of this 1653-nucleotide messenger RNA. It is a transcript of the gene Rbm46, whose product is annotated as RNA binding motif protein 46. Gene Ontology annotation, molecular function: mRNA binding. The transcript has 6 exons. The record is from RefSeq and is a predicted model, not a curated record. The coding region runs from base 88 to 1545 and encodes 485 amino acids. Gene Ontology annotation, cellular component: nucleus. Lineage: Eukaryota; Metazoa; Chordata; Mammalia; Rodentia; Cricetidae.
AUCCGGAGCUGGUGGCCGUUUGAGCUCGUUGGUCCCGGGAUUGGUUUUUAGGUCCGGCCUCGGAAGACCCUACAGGGAAUUGUAGCCAUGAAUGAAGAGAACGCCAAUGGAACAAACGGCUGCGGCAAAGUGCGCACUGGUACUCAGAAUGAAGCGGCCUUGCUGGCUCUGAUGGAGAAGACUGGCUACAACAUGGUGCAAGAAAACGGUCAGAGGAAGUUUGGUGGUCCACCUCCAGGUUGGGAAGGUCCGCCUCCCCCCAGAGGCUGUGAGGUUUUUGUUGGGAAGAUACCUCGGGACAUGUAUGAAGAUGAGUUGGUUCCUGUGUUUGAAAGGGCUGGGAAGAUUUAUGAAUUUCGGCUGAUGAUGGAGUUCAGUGGUGAAAACAGAGGCUAUGCGUUUGUGAUGUACACCACUAAAGAAGAAGCCCAGCUAGCCAUCCGCAUUCUUAACAAUUAUGAGAUUCGACCAGGGAAGUUUAUCGGUGUGUGUGUUAGCUUGGAUAACUGCAGGCUAUUUAUUGGAGCAAUUCCCAAAGAAAAGAAAAAGGAAGAAAUCUUGGAUGAGAUGAAGAAAGUUACAGAAGGUGUUGUGGAUGUGAUUGUUUAUCCAAGUGCAACUGACAAGACCAAGAACCGUGGCUUUGCAUUUGUUGAGUAUGAGUCUCACAGGGCUGCUGCAAUGGCCAGGAGAAAGCUGAUUCCAGGAACGUUUCAACUUUGGGGCCACACCAUUCAGGUAGAUUGGGCUGAUCCAGAGAAAGAAGUUGAUGAGGAAACCAUGCAGAGAGUUAAAGUUCUCUAUGUAAGAAAUCUAAUGAUUUCGACUACAGAGGAAACGAUUAAAGCAGAAUUCAAUAAAUUCAAACCUGGUGCAGUGGAACGAGUAAAGAAACUUAGAGAUUAUGCCUUUGUUCACUUCUUCAACCGAGAAGACGCAGUGGCCGCUAUGUCUGUUAUGAAUGGAAAGUGCAUUGAUGGAGCCAGUAUCGAGGUAACACUGGCAAAGCCAGUGAAUAAAGAGAAUACUUGGCGACAGCAUCUUAACGGCCAGAUCAGCCCAAAUUCAGAAAACCUGCUUGUGUAUGCGAACAAAGAAGAGAGCCACUCUAAAACUCUAGGCAAGCCACCAGCUCUUCCCACUCGCCUCAACGGUCAGCAUAGUCCCAGCCCCCCUGAAAUUGAAAGAUGUACUUACCCUUUUUUUCCUGGAACAAAGCUUACCCCAAUUAGUAUGUAUUCUUUAAAAUCCAAUCAUUUUAAUUCUGCAGUGAUGCACUUGGAUUAUUACUGCAACAAGAAUAAUUGGGCACCACCAGAAUAUUAUUUAUAUUCAACAACCAGCCAAGAUGGAAAAGUACUUUUGGUAUAUAAGAUAGUUAUUCCUGCAAUUGCAAAUGGAUCCCAGAGUUACUUCAUGCCAGAUAAACUCUGCACUACGCUGGAAGAUGCAAAGGAACUGGCAGCCCAGUUCACGCUGCUUCAUUUGGACAGGGAACACAGUCUCUUCAGCCUGGACCUGUGUAGAAGAAUUUGGAGAAAAUAAGCAGGUCCUUUCUGAUGUUGCUUGAGCUUACUCUCCUGCAGUUGGUCUCAUUCCUGUUGGUUACAUGUUAAGUCCCAUGACAACAUAAAGUUGAUGCACACGUGUUGU